Molecule: messenger RNA, 2724 nt
Organism: Microcebus murinus (gray mouse lemur)
Lineage: Eukaryota; Metazoa; Chordata; Mammalia; Primates; Cheirogaleidae
Source: RefSeq, a predicted model, not a curated record
CGCUGUGGCAUCAUAGGUUACCUAAAGGCAAGAUCCAAACACAAAUGGGCAGUCAAUGAAAAAAACUCCAGAAACGUGGCAAAUUUCUUCCGUAGUUGUUCUGAAAAACGAACAGGACAGUGGAGGAAAACAGAGGGUAAACGAAAUAGAAGAAGGGAAAGGGAGGAAGCUCACUGGGAUGAGGUCUUGGGAGAGGAGAGGAGUUAGGGUCUGCCCACCAUUACUUUGUUUAAAAUACCUUAGUGGCCGGCCAGGGCGGAUGAGGGGCGACUGCUACGGUGCACGGCUCUGCUAGAGCCGGGAGGGCCCCCUCCCCUCUGACUUGGUAAAGGAUGGGGUGCAAGCGUUCGCUCUUCCCCUUGCCCCAGUGCUGCUGCUGGACCUUCUGAGAAAGCAGGCGCAGGGCUCCAGGAAUCCAGUGCCAAGGGAGUGCUGUGCUGAGUCCCCGCGCCUGGCCGUGGUAGCGGCCGACAGGUCGCGGCAGAGGAGUCGGGCAUCUGCUACUCCAGCUUUGGCUAAAGGAGAACUCGAGCAUCCAUCCUGCCUCCCUCCCCACACUCCCAUCCCCCUCCCGAGGCCCCUCCACUGAGACUAGUGGCCGCUGCCCCUUUAAGCGCAGCCACUCCUCCCCCCAGAGCGGUGGCACCAAAGGAGUGGGGAGGGGGCAGGCUGAGAGUCCGCGUCCCUUCCACCGGGAAGAUGGCCCAGGCUGGGGGGCUCGCUCCCACGCCCCGCUGCCCCCGCCCCUGAGCCGGGCGAUCUGGGAGACUCCCUCCCUGGGUCCCUCCCGCCCCACGCGCGGCGAGGGGAUGGCUCCGUGGCCUCACGGGAACGGCUCUCUGGCCUCGUGGCCAGACGCCCCCACCCUGGCGCCCCAUACCGCCAACGCGAGUGGGCUGCCAGGGGUGCCGUGGGCGGCGCUGGCGGGGGCGCUGCUGGCGCUGGCGGUGCUGGCCACCGUGGGAGGCAACCUGCUGGUGAUCGUGGCCAUCGCCCGGACGCCGAGACUCCAGACCAUAACCAACGUGUUCGUGACGUCGCUGGCAGCGGCCGACCUGGUAAUGGGGCUCCUGGUGGUGCCGCCGGGGGCCACCUUGGCGCUGACUGGCCACUGGCCGUUGGGCGCCACUGGGUGCGAGCUGUGGACGUCGGUGGACGUGCUGUGCGUGACGGCCAGUAUCGAGACGCUGUGCGCCCUGGCCGUGGACCGCUACUUGGCCGUGACCAGCCCGCUGCGCUACGGCGCCCUGGUCACCAAGCGCCGCGCCCGGGCAGCCGUGGUGCUGGUGUGGCUCGUAUCCGCCGCGGUGUCGUUUGCGCCCAUCAUGAGCCAGUGGUGGCGCGUAGGGGCCGACGCCGAGGCGCAGCGCUGCCACGCCAAUCCGCGCUGCUGCGUCUUCGCCUCCAACAUGCCCUACGUGCUGCUCUCCUCCUCCGUGUCCUUCUACCUUCCGCUUCUGGUGAUGCUCUUCGUGUACGCGAGAGUGUUCGUCGUGGCUACGCGCCAGCUGCGCGCGAUGCGCGGGGAGCUGGGCCGCUUUCCGCCGGAGGAGUCUCCGCCGGCUGCGUCGCGCCCUCGGUCCCCAGCCUCGGCGGGGACGUGCGCCUCGCCCGAGGGAGGGCCCUCCUGCGGCCGGCGGCCCGCGCGCCUGCUGCCUCUCCGGGAACACCGGGCCCUGCGCACCCUGGGGCUCAUCAUGGGCACCUUCACUCUCUGCUGGUUGCCCUUCUUCCUGGCCAACGUGCUGCGCGCCCUCGGGGGCCACUCUCUAGUCCCCAGCCCGGCAUUCCUCGCCCUUAACUGGCUGGGCUAUGCCAACUCCGCCUUCAACCCGCUCAUCUACUGCCGCAGCCCGGACUUUCGCAGCGCCUUCCGCCGUCUGCUGUGCCGCCGCCGGCGGGAGGAGCCCCGCGCCGCCUCCUCCCCGGCCCGCGUCCCCUCGGGCGCCCCCGCAGCCCUGCGCAGCCCCGCGCAGUCCAGGCAGUGCCCGCCGCUCGACGGGUUUCAUGGCUAUGAAGGUGACAAUCCACUUCGGGUGUGAAGGACAGACAAGAACAGGGGCCCCUGGCUUCCUGGGGAGUUUCUUAGGCCUUAAGGACAAGAAUCAACAAACUCCGUUGACCCAGAACCUUCAGAAAGCCUCUGGCCUCUGUACAGAAUGAGCCCGGAAUUCCCCAGCUGCAAACUCUGCCCUCCAGAGCCCCAUGGUUGGACGGCGGCAUGGGGAGGGCCUCCCUCCCAAGUGGGGUUCACACCCUCUCCCUCUCUCUUUUGAGAGGAGGUUUCUAAACCCCACCCUGGACUUCACUGCUACCUUGGAAGUAGCCCUCAGCCGCCCUGGAACAGCCGGGCUGGCCUGGGUAGGGGCACCUGUCACCUUGUGCACGUGUGUGCUUCAUGCUCAGGGCAGAGAGAGCACUUUGGUUCCCUUAAUGCUGCUACCAGACCCUGAUGAGCCACUCUGGGUUGUAGGCACGGUGGCCCAGGAGGAGAGCAGUAGGCUAGACAAGGUCAAGGUUUGGGGUUUAUCCUGGGCUCCCUCUGCAAACACCAGCUCCUCUCACUUUAGCCACGGAACAGCUCUGAUCUACCUCACAGUGUCAGGAAGACGUCUCCAGGGUUCGGGGGGGGGACUCCAGGGUUCAUAGGAAGGUGAACCAUUAGAACGGAUCCCUUAUUUUCCUUUUAAAAUCAAAUUAAUAAAUAUUCCUGAAUGCAGUUUA